This is a messenger RNA of Lymnaea stagnalis (great pond snail), 3760 nucleotides long. The record is from the annotation of a GenBank genome assembly. NCBI's taxonomy places the organism in Eukaryota, Metazoa, Mollusca, Gastropoda, Lymnaeidae.
CUGCUUUAUACAUCCGGGUUGAUAAAACAAAACUCUCACGUUGAAAUAGUACAUUUCUACUAAAAUGGAUGUAGCUUGUAUGCAAGUUAAAACAUUUCCCUCAAGGUCUGUAUUUUAUUAAUGUAAUUUUUAUAUAGAAGAAAAUAUACUGUUAUAUUUUAUGUAAAAUGGAAUUAGGGUAAAAUGAAAUCCUUUCCAUUCUCACCACCAUUUUAACAUCUUCUCAAGAAUUAUUUUUAAUGUUAUAGUGUUUUUUUUAAUUCUUAUUCUACCACUUGUUGUGAAACUGCAGUAAAUAAAAAUAUAAUAUAUUAUAAUGUCAGUAUCGUUGAAACUCCAAAGCACCCAGUGGGCUUAAUAGAGUUAGAAUUCUUGUACAAUGCACGCAGGAUGACAUUUUGUGACUUUUGUCUUAAUCGCAUUGGUGUAUUUUCUACACUUUUUUUGUCAAACUGAAAAUCGUUAUUUCUAUUUAUUCUGUUUUACAACAUUUUUAUAUCUUUUAGAUGCAAUCUUCGAAUAUGAUUACAAUGGCUUUGAAACAAACACUGCUAAUGUGUCUUGCAUUUGAGACUUGUUUGUCCACCUUAAUGUUUGAAAUUGGAGUAUAUCGACAUUUUUUGGACACAAAUGAACUUCCAACAUAUAUUUCGUUCAAUAAGUACAGAUUAUUCAGGUAUGCAAAUAUUCGCUAUAUACACCUAUAGAAUAUGUUAUUACAAAAAUAUGUAGAAGAUGCCAUUCUGUUAUUUUCAUACAAAAAUUGUGCUUGUUCUAAACAAAAAACAGAACUAAUUGUAAAUUGUGAAGAAGAGUAGAGUGUACUCAGCACUGACUAAUCAGUGGAGACAAAUAUUUCAAAUAUUGCAAUGGGAAAUUAUAUUUUUCGAUAAGAGAAUCGAAUAGAAAUAUGCCGCAUAUUUUUUUUCAUCCCGCCAAAAGUCUUCUCUAAAUUACACACUUUGGUGUUUUUUAAGGAUGGUGCGCAAAGUGCGGGAAACUUAUAUCCCCAAAUACAAGUAUACAGUUAUUUAGAUCACGGCGUUAUAUUAUUCUAGCAGAUUCAAUACAGUCGAAGAACAAAGUCACUCUACAUCCCUCAGCCCCCUCCCACAUUAGUGGCGACAUGUUAGAUAUUUCCAACAAUCUUUCUGAUUAAAGCGCUAACCUCAUUUUUUAAAUGCCAAUUUACUUGACAAAACACGCAUGCAGGUAACUUACUUUAUAAGAAUCCCAGUAAGUGGUAACUUUUGGUAAUCUUAUUAUAUUAAGUUUAUUUCUAUUUGAUAAUACUUAUAUAUAAAUAUACAUAUAUUUAUUUAUUUAUUUAUGGACUUAAUGGUCUAAGCAUGUUUAAAUUGAAGCGAUAUUUUAUUAGUGUUUUUAGAAUCCCUUUUAGAAAUGAGAAUUUGAAUCUUUUGUAGGAAUUUAACAUAGAUUUACACACAGUUUAGUGCACUUAGAUGGAAUUGUCUUUGUAGCGCUAUUGAAAAUAGCGUUAUAGCCAUAAAUACAUACAUACAUGACUAGAGAGCGAAUUUUUAUUUGUGAUAUACUUUACAUACAAAUUACAAUAAGUAAAACUGAUUAUUUAUUUAUUUAUGAUAUUAUAUAUAUUUUUUAUACAGAUUUCAGGAGUGCCUUUGCAGCAAUUCAACCAAAAAUUGUAUAGCUUACCUAAGUUGCUUAAAUGAAAAGGAAACGUGUUAUGUUACAUAUAUUUCAAAUACAACUCAAGAAGACGUAUUUAAUUUACAUAAUAUUUUUAUCUGUUUUCUCGACGUUUACCUUAGAAAAGUGCUUUGCGAAAGACAUUUAAAUCAAUCAAAUGACAAUUACACCGCACUGUUCCAUAUUAAUAAUCCAUCUGUUUGCCAGUUGAACUGUGCUGAAAUAAUUUGGAGGUAUAAUCAAAAUGCGGAUAUACUCUAUAAUCCUGAAGGUACUAUUAAAUAUGGUAAUGCGUCGCCUACCUGUACACCUUUGUUAUCUACUGUUACUUCUUCAUCGACCACAACACAGACGACAAGAAAUACUACAUUUUUCCCAAAACAGAGUACUACAACUUCUACUGCCAAAGUAACAACUCCGUUCACUUUAAUUAAACAUCGAACUUCGGUAAGUUCCACUAGCAUAAAAGAUUUGUCCACCCUUGAACUUAAAACUGAUAUGUUUAAUGGUGGCAAUGGUGAUUCAGAUGAUAAAUUUCCAAUCAUUUUUGGUGUUACCAUAAGUUUAUUCGUUCUACUUGCUUUCGGAGUCGGACUUUUCCUUCUUAGGAGAUGGCAACACAAACAUGACGCGCAUACCCGACGUAUGUCUCAAAAGCAAUGCGUAACAGAUUCAGCUGAGCUAGACUCCAAUAAUAUCAUGAAAAGGGAAAUAUCAUCUUAUUGUAAUAUAAACUCUGAAAACCAGGGAUACACAAAUGUCGUUAAAGAGGUAUAUCAAACGGUUAACACCAAUAUAAUGGACGAAUACACCGUUGUCACCUAUUCGAAUGGCGAGUUUUAUCAAACGGACUCCGUGCAACCUGGGCUUCAUAGUCCAGGUCCUCAACAAUCAAAUUCCAAUGUGUAUUUAAAUAGUCAUCAGGCAAAAGACAAAAGCGCAAGCGGCCAAACAAUGAUAAAUAGCAACAGUGUCGUUGCAGAUCCCGAGUAUUCAUCAAUUGACCAAAACCAGAGAGAAACCACGCAUUCAAAUAAUGAGCCUCUAUUCGUUGAUAGACCUCAAUCAGAGCAGAUGGAAACUUACAUGAACAUAUCCAAGAGGAAAAAUCCAUUCCUUGGUGAAAAUGACUCUAUUAUAAACGACUCUCAUCCAGUUUACUACGAGCUCGACAUUACUAAAAAUAAUCCCGAAUGUGAAAAACAAGAGAUUGGAAUGAUUGGUGGUACCACAGAUGCAGCAACAGGAACACACAAGGUUUACUCUAAACUUGGGGAUCAAAGCAGAAAUUGUAACAACCCGUACAACUCCCUGUCUGGUACAGGUGAUUCUGUCACAGCGGCACAUCUUAAUGUUCCUGCUUUCGUGGAAGAGACAAAUUUAUCAUCGGAAUAUUCUUUGGCUUCAUCUAUUGAUGCAUAAUAAAUAUAUAUAAUAUGAUUUUUUAAUAAGUAUCCACCCGUCUCCAAAAGUUGAUGGUGUAAUCACGCAAAGCUAGGAAUCCUGAGAGUGCGAGGUGCAGUGUGUAGAUUCAACUGUUGGACCCAAUAGAAUGUCAAACUGACGGUACAGCCUAAGACCAGCUCCAGUCUUCAUUUCAAGACAUUGCACCACACAGUCUCCCAGUCUCCCAACAAUACGUCUCCAUCACGGUGUUGACCAACAACGGGCGUGUCACACUCAAAAUGAUUAUAUGGUAACGCUUAUGAAGAGAUUACCGCACAUUAUAAUAAUUGUCAGGUAAUUAAAAAAAAGUUUUUCACAUAAAUCCUUUGUAUGCAUUUUUGUUUGCAUUUAUGUAAUUUAGCACGUGAUUUUUCAAUUUUGAGGAAGCGAUUAUGUAAAUGAUUAAACUUCUGGCGAAAGCAAGUUUCACAUUUCCUUUAUUUUUCCCUUUCAAAUAUAUAUAUAUUAUUUUUACUGCAUACCUAGUUGUGUCACAUAUACAAAGAACGUAGCAAUAGCUACGUAAUGGAUGAAAAUACGCAACCAUUGAAAAAUCAUACUUCAUUCAUCUUGCAACUUACCCGUUGACAAAUAUGAUAAUGUAUGUGAUUUUGAAUAAUUAGUAUAUUAAAUAAACAUAAAU